AUGCGCGCCGGGGUGUACACCAUCCACCAGUCGCUCACCGCCGAGGCGGCCGCGGUGCUCAAGCUCGCGCUCGCCCUCGCCACCCGCCGCGGCCAUGCGCAGGUCACGCCGCUGCACGUCGCAUUCGCGCUCCUCAGCUCCUCCUGCUCGCCGCACCAGCACCAGCACCACCAUCCGGGCGGCGGCGGGGGCGCCGCCUACGGGCUGCUCCGCCGCGCCUGCCUGCGCUCGCACCCCGCAUCUGCGACCGCGGCGGCGCAGCACCCGUUCCAGUGCCGCGCCCUCGAGCUCUGCUUCAACGUGGCGCUCAACCGCCUCUCCACCUCCGGCCCGCACUCGCCGCCGCCGCAUUCCUCGGGGCCGCCCUUCGCGUCCUCGCUCAUCCAGCCCAGCCCCACGCUCUCCAACGCGCUCGUCGCCGCGCUCAAGCGCGCGCAGGCCAACCAGCGCCGCGGCUGCGUGGACCUCCAGCAGCCGCCGCCCGUCACCCUGCAGCAACAGCAGCCGCAGCAAGGCGCGCUGCUGCAGCAGCAGCCGCUCCUGGCCAUCAAGGUGGAGCUGGACCAGCUCAUCAUCUCCAUCCUCGACGACCCCAGCGUCAGCCGCGUCAUGCGCGAGGCCGGCUUCUCCAGCGCCACCGUCAAGGCCAACCUCGAGGAGGAGAGCGCGCACAUGUGCAUGAACUCUUCCUCCUCGUCCCCGCCACCACCUGUCAUACCCCCGCACUUCUUCCUCGACAACAACAGCGGCAGCAUUGGCGGCUUCGGGAUGUGGCCGGCGCAGUUCCUGGCUCCUCCGCCGGGCGCGCCCGCUCCGCACUGCCAGGAGGACGUGAGGGCGGUUCUCGAGGUGAUGAUGCGGAAACAGGGCAGAAGAACCAACCCCGUGGUCGUCGGCGACUCGGUGUCCAUGGCGGAGGCCGUGGCCGGCGAGCUGCUGCGGCGGCUCGAGCGGGGCGAGGUCCCCGACGAGCUAGCCGGCGCACACCUGCUCAAGCUGCAGCUCUCCUACGUGCACGUCCGCCUCAUGAACCGCGCCGACGUCGACGCCAAGGCCGCCGAGCUCCGCCGCAGCGUCGACGCCGUCCAGGUCCAGCGCGCCGGCCUCGUCAUCUACGUCGGCGACCUGCGCUGGGCGCUCGACGAGGACCCCGCCGCCGCCGACCACACCGCCUCCUCCUACAGCCCCGUGGAGCACAUGGUCGCCGAGCUCGGCCGGCUCCUGGACGACCUCCGCGCCAGCGCGCCGCCACGCGGCCGCGUCUGGCUCCUGGCCACGGCAAGCUACCAGACCUACAUGCGCUGCCAGCAGCGCCGCAGGCAGCCAUCGCUGGAGACCUCCUGGGCCCUGCAGGCCGUGGCGGUCCCCGCCGGCAGCGGCACUGGCCUGGCCCUCAACAAUCUCCAUUCUUCCUCCACCCCAACCCCAAGUGCGGCUGCGAUGCAGCAGGCCAUGGCGACGACAAGGCAGCAGCUCGCACAGGGUCCUUUGGCAAUGGCAGCCGAGGCAAUGGCGUUGGGAGGCGAGCAGGAGGACAAGCUGUUGCUGUGCAGCGAGUGCAACAGGAACUACGAGAGGGAGGCGUCGGUCGUCAAGGUGGAGGCUGACGAGGAGGGCCCGCGCUUCGGCCUCCCCGCCUGGCUGGUGCUGGAGAACAAGCCGCCCGACUCGUAUCUGAUCGAGCUGAAGAGGAAAUGGAGCAGGCUGUGCGGAAAGCUUCACCUGUGGGGCAACAGCCAGCAGCACGAUCCAUACUCUGCUUCUGUCUUCGGUUCUGGGCUACCUGCAGCAUCUCCAAGCUCGUGGUGGCCGAGUCCCUGCUUGCCGCCGGGCAGCCAGAGCAAGCCGAGCAUCGGAGGCUUCUUGGGCUUGGAGGGGUUGAUGGAGCAUGGCCGCCGGUGGUCACCUCCAUCGCCGCUGCCUUGUCCGGGCCACAUGGAUCCUCACUGCCCGGACGUCAAGACGACGCUCGCUCUUGGCACCGUCCUCCCGCUCUCGGACACGGCGACGUCGGACGGCCGUGCUCGGGGGAGGGACGACGGCCUCGCCCGUGAGCUGGAGAGGCGACUGCGCAAGAACAUGCCCUGGCAGCCUGCGGACACCGUCGCAGAGAUCGUCGAGGCGGUCGCCGGCGGACAGAGCUACGGGAGGAAAGGCGUUUGGCUGUUCUUGAAGGGGAGCGACCACGCCGCCCAGCAGCGGGCGGCCGCGGUUAUCGCCGAGACGUGCUGUGGCUCGGCCGAUCAGAUCGUAGCCGCCGAUCCCAAGAGGUUCAGCUGCGCGGAGGAUUUCUGCUCUGAUGUCGUCUCGAGGGCGAGCAGGAUCGGCUCCAGCAAGUUCGUGCUCGUCAUCCACGACGUCGAGCGCGCGUCCCGGCCCGUCGUCGAGUGUCUCGUGGCGGCAUCCAAGCGCGGCUGCAUCACCGACCAUUUCGGCCAAGAACUCUAUCUCUCUGAAUCCGUCGUCGUCAUCACAACAUCAGAGUUCGCCGAUGGGCCCAGCGACGUCAUCAGCCUGCGGCUGCGGGCGUCCUCGUCGUCGGGCGAUCUCAAGAGGAAGGAGGAGAUCGAUUCACCGUCAAGAGAAUGCAAGCGGGCGCGGCACGACGCCGGCGGCCAUGGCAUCGACCUCAACCUCAACCUCUGCGUCGGCAGCGACAGUGACGACGAUGGAGUUCCGAGCGACAUCACCCACGAGAGCGACACCAGGGAGCGCAGGCAACCGCACGAUCUCCUCGAGUCGAUCGCCACCAGCGUCAUCAGCCUUGACAAGGGUGCGGACGCUGACCAGCGCGCCGCGGCGGCCAUCCGUGCGGUGCUCGCUGGAGCGCUCCGUCGGGAGGUGCAGCUCGACAACCAGGCAGCGGAGGCGCUUGUCGCGGCGUCUGGACACUUUCUUGACGAGGUUCUGGAGAGGUGGGCAGCGGAGGUGUUUGAACCAGCGGCGGCGGCAGCUGGAAAUGGCGGGAAAGUGGUGAUACUGGGGAUAGGGCCAGGGGAUGGGGCCCGGGUGUCAGGAUACAUGGGCUCGGCCCUUCCAAGCAGGGUCCUUGUAGAGUAA
This is a messenger RNA of Lolium rigidum, 3060 nucleotides long. RefSeq names its product protein SMAX1-LIKE 4-like. The transcript is spliced from 3 exons. Lineage: Eukaryota; Viridiplantae; Streptophyta; Magnoliopsida; Poales; Poaceae. The coding region runs from base 1 to 3060 and encodes 1019 amino acids. The record is from RefSeq and is a predicted model, not a curated record.